GAGCCGAUUUGCAUGCGGCCGCCGCGGCCGCUGCCUGCGCCCGAGCCCGCCGUCGCCGCCGCCGCCGCCGCCGGAGCCCGCGCCCGCGCCCGGCCCGCGCAGCCCCAUGCCUCUGGCGCGGCCCUCGGGGGGGCGAAGGUGAAGACCGGCUCCUAGGAUGAGUGAAGGGGCGGCCGCUGCCUCGCCACCUGGUGCCGCUUCGGCAGCCGCCGCCUCGGCUGAGGAGGGCACCGCGGCGGCUGCGGCGGCGGCAGCGGCGGGCGGGGGCCCGGACGGCGGCGAAGGGGCGGCCGAGCCCCCCCGGGAGUUACGCUGUAGCGACUGCAUCGUGUGGAACCGGCAGCAGACGUGGCUGUGCGUGGUGCCUCUGUUCAUCGGCUUCAUCGGCCUGGGGCUCAGCCUCAUGCUUCUCAAAUGGAUCGUGGUGGGCUCCGUCAAGGAGUACGUGCCCACCGACCUGGUGGACUCCAAGGGGAUGGGCCAGGACCCCUUCUUCCUCUCCAAGCCCAGCUCUUUCCCCAAGGCCAUGGAGACCACCACCACGACCACUUCCACCACGGCCCCCGCCACCCCCUCCGCCGGGGGCGCCGCCUCCUCCAGGACGCCCAACCGGAUUAGCACCCGCUUGACUACCAUCACUCGGGCGCCCACUCGCUUCCCCGGGCACCGGGUGCCCAUCCGGGCCAGCCCGCGCUCCACCACAGCACGGAACACUGCAGCCCCCCCGACGGUCCUAUCUACCACGGCCGCGUUCUUCAGUAGCAGCACGCCGGGCUCCCGACCCCCGGUGCCAGGAACCCCAAGCACCCAGGCAAUGCCCUCCUGGCCCACUGCGGCAUACGCUACCUCCUCCUACCUUCACGAUUCUACUCCCUCCUGGACCCUGUCUCCCUUUCAGGAUGCUGCCUCGUCGUCUUCCUCCUCUUCCUCGUCCUCUACCACCGCGACACCAGAAACUAGCACCAGCCCCAAAUUUCAUACCACGACGUAUUCCACAGAGCGAUCUGAGCACUUCAAACCCUGCCGAGACAAGGACCUUGCAUACUGUCUCAAUGAUGGCGAGUGCUUUGUGAUCGAAACCCUGACCGGAUCGCAUAAACACUGUCGGUGCAAAGAAGGCUACCAAGGAGUCCGUUGUGAUCAAUUUCUGCCGAAAACUGAUUCCAUCUUAUCGGAUCCAACAGACCACUUGGGAAUUGAAUUCAUGGAAAGUGAAGAAGUUUAUCAAAGGCAGGUGCUGUCCAUUUCAUGUAUCGUCUUUGGAAUUGUCAUCGUGGGCAUGUUCUGUGCAGCAUUCUACUUCAAAAGCAAGAAACAAGCUAAACAAAUCCAAGAGCAGCUCAAAGUGCCACAAAAUGGUAAAAGCUACAGCCUCAAAGCAUCCAGCACAAUGGUGAAGUCAGAGAACUUGGUGAAGAGUCAUGUCCAGCUGCAAAAUUAUUCAAAGGUGGAAAGGCAUCCUGUGACUGCAUUGGAGAAAAUGAUGGAGUCAAGUUUUGUCGGCCCCCAGACAUUCCCUGAGGUUCCUUCUCCUGAUAGAGGACGCCAAUCUGUCAAACACCACAGCAGGAGUCUAUCCUCUUGCUGCAGCCCAGGGCAAAGGAGUGGCAUGCUCCAUAGGAAUGCCUUCAGAAGAACACCCCCGUCACCCCGAAGUAGGCUAGGCGGAAUUGUGGGACCAGCAUAUCAACAACUGGAAGAAUCAAGGAUCCCAGACCAGGAUACAAUACCUUGCCAAGGGAUAGAGGUCAGGAAGACUAUAUCCCACCUGCCUAUACAGCUGUGGUGUGUUGAAAGACCCCUGGACUUAAAGUAUUCAUCCAGUGGUUUAAAAACCCAACGAAAUACAUCAAUAAAUAUGCAACUGCCUUCAAGAGAGACAAACCCCUAUUUUAAUAGCUUGGAGCAAAAGGACCUGGUGGGCUAUUCAUCCACAAGGGCCAGUUCUGUGCCCAUCAUCCCUUCAGUGGGUCUAGAGGAAACCUGCAUGCAAAUGCCAGGGAUUUCCGAAGUCAAAAGCAUCAAAUGGUGCAAAAACUCCUAUUCAGCUGACGUUGUCAAUGUGAGUAUUCCAGUCAGCGAUUGUCUUAUAGCAGAACAACAAGAAGUGAAAAUAUUGCUAGAAACUGUCCAGGAGCAGAUCCGAAUUCUGACUGAUGCCAGACGGUCAGAAGACUACGAACUGGCCAGCGUAGAAACCGAGGACAGUGCAAGCGAAAACACAGCCUUUCUCCCCCUGAGUCCCACGGCCAAAUCAGAACGAGAGGCACAAUUUGUCUUAAGAAAUGAAAUACAAAGAGACUCUGCAUUGACCAAGUGACUUGAGAUGUAGGAAUCUGUGCAUUCUAUGCUUUGCUCAACAGGAAAGAGAGGAAAUCGAUUACAAAUUAUUUAUAUGCAUUAAUUUAAGAGCAUCUACUUAGAAGAAACCAAAUAGUCUAUCGCCCUCAUAUCAUAGUGUUUUUUAACAAAAUAUUUUUUUAAGGGAAAGAAAUGUUUCAGGAGGGAUAAAGCUUACAAUUAAAGCUUUUGGGUAGAAUUCUGAAUCCAAUUUCAGUUAGUCCCAACACUGUCCUCUUUGGCUCUUAGGAGAUGUGGGCAAUUCAGACCCUUGGCCCCACAGCGCCAGUGCCUCAUUCAAAAGCACUGGCAGUUACCUGGUUUCAAAAAGAGGAGAGCCGUAUCCGCAGGUGGAUGCGCCAGUGAGCAGGUGGCCCUUGCCAUUUGGCUUGCCAGUCCCAAGCCCUAAAUUUCUGUUCACCCAAUAGCCUCAUCACAGGUUAUGUCAUGUCGACAAAUGCAGUGUUUUCUAUUUGAUUUUUGGAGAAUGGCACAAAAGACUGCAAUGCGAAGGAGGACAGGAGAGAGAAGGAGAAACUGGGGGCAAUCGUAACUCCUCUUGUGUGACACCUUCCUCUGAGAUUUGAAUGCACACAUCUCAGCUGGAGGUCUGAAAUUAUCACAGAAAAAGAGACAAAAAAAAUCACUAUGUCGUGUCACUAAAAUCACGCUAAUAGAAAUGUUUUUCCUUGAGAUUGUUUAGAGGCUCUGGAGGAGCGUUUCUCAGUUUUUGUGUGACUGUGUGCACAUGUGCGUGCGAGCGUGUGUGUGUGUGGACUUGCUCACGCGAGCACAUAUGCUGUAUGCACAUGUGUUCAUUGUGCGUAUGUGUGUGCAUGUGUGCGCGUAUUACGCUUGCUAAAAUUUGUUCUGAAACAUCAGGGAAUCUAAUAUUCAGAGAAAGUAUUUCCCUCUUAGAUCUGUUCACUUUAAAUUUUUCCAUUAAUUAUAAAGUUCAGUCAGUUCUUAAAUCAAGGUCACUUGCAUGGUGGAGUCCUAUAAAACUCUUGACACUGUCUAGACCAUUUUCUGAUGUGAAUACUUUUGAGAGGAGCAACUAUUGGCUCAUUAAUGAUAUCAGUAUCAUCAGGUGAGUUAACCGAGGAUGCGUGUUUAUUUUGAAUCAUGCCUACUUAAAUUAUUAACGCAAGACAAUUAACAAAUUGACAGUUCCUAUUUGCUUUCUCAUCAUCCUCAUUACUAUUUAUUUUAUAGCAAGUCUACUACGUGUGGACUGAGGCUUCGGCUUCUGUGGUUAAUAUGGGAAGAAUAACUUGUUGAAAUCAAAAAACCCAGACUAUUCAGUUCACAAGAAGCCCCCAAAAGAACAGUAAAUUGUGUUGUAUGUUCAUUUGGAAUAAAGCAAUAUUUUUACCACUGCUAAGGUGAACUGAAACCUCUCCUGAAGAUUUGUCUGUUUAUUUACCCUCAUUUUCAUGGGACAUAUGAGGAAAUUAGUGUUCAUAUACCCAGUCUUUUUCCAAUUAUUGGUGGUGUUGAGUUGUUAUGUUUACACCAUUUUAAAUAAAAAGGCACAGUAUUUGAAAGCAUAAAAGAUUUCUUUUACUGCAGUUUGGGAAAACCUUGGUUAAAAUCUCUUUGUGGAAGACACAUUCCAUGGAAAAGGAAUGUAACUAUUUCUGAGUCAAGCCGUAAAGAGAUCCAAUUCAUAUUUCAGGUUAAGUUGUUUCUGCUGAAAAUACAUUGCAAAUUGGUCUUUGGGAACAUCUGUUAUUAGUAGACAUACUGUCAUCCAGACAAAAGAAAGAGCACUAUGUAUUUAUCAGAACUACUUAAUAGAAAUUCAAGGUCUCAAAUGUUGAAACACUUUGGUAAAAAUGCACUUUACAUUUAACAAAAGGUUGUGUGAUAUUUAUUAUUUUUUCUAUAUUCCAUUGUUUUGAAUAUAGAGGUAAUACUGGUAGAAUUUUAAAAGAUUAUCAUAAAUUUGUAAUGUCUAGAUCAUCUAAGUUAUUAUUUAAAUAUACUGUAUGUAUGGAAACAUUUUAGAAAAUGGUCUUAAAAACUAACAGGUCUAUAAAAACCCAAUAAGUUGAACAUCCAAUAUGUCAUUGUGUUGAAAUUUAUCACAAUUAUCAAACAGCUGGAAGGCCUCACAACUUUGUUGAAGUCAACCUUGUUCUUAUAUAUUUUUUUAACUAAAAUGCUGUACUUGCUUAUCUGGAAGAUUGGUUCUGAAUUUACCAUUAAGAAGGUAUAUGCUGUAUAACUCAUUGCAGUUAUACUAACAUAUUGUUUACACUGAAAACAUUGUCAGUGAAACUUAAGUCUUGGUCCAACCCCUUAUUUUUUUUAAAUAAUUAUUUUAAUAUUUUUUGAAAAACUGAUAUGUGAUUAUAAUUUCACCCAUAUGUAUUCUAAAAAAGCAGUAAAUCCACUGGUUGUUUGAUAUAAAGUUUAGAUAUACAAUUACUCCCUUAAUCAAUAGUCAAGACAAAAUCCUCCAUAAAUAAUCUAUAUUAAUGGUUACUUUUUAGUGGUCAUUUGUCUCCUUUAGCAAUAUGAUGCUUUCCUGUGAAGAGUAUCCAAGGUCAAAAUAUACGUCAUUGGGCACCAGCGGGCAAGUGCUGAUGGCAUCAGUACUUUCAAAGUGAACCUAACAUAGAAAAUACUUGGAGCCAUCAGUACUUGGCCCUUCAAGGUCAUGUGCCUACAGGGAAGUACUUAUUUCAACAAAACACAUUUGAUUUUGCUUCAUUGUCCUUGCCUUUAUUAUGUGAAUAUAUAUUUGGAAAUUUGUAAUUAAAUAUGCUACAUAUUCAUUAUUUACCGGAGGAUGGAUGGUACCCAUUAUUUUUUUACUUUGACUCAUUUUCUGAUAUAUCUUCUUGUUUUGUAAAGCAUAUGUUAUUCUAGUUUGCCUGUGACUACUGUGGGAUGCCAUUCAAAAUAUGUGAGCAAUCUUAUAAUAUUGAGAAACAGUAGAAAUGAUUUUGGAAAAUCAGCAUCAAAAUUUUCUUCCUAAAUUUCCUAUGUACAUUAAGUGUUCUGCGUUUUACACUCUAGCUCAAUAUCUGCCUUGCUAUGGGUUAAAAACUAAAUCUUUGUAAAUUUAUCACACCUCCAAUGAUUUACAUUAUUUCUAAGUAGGAAUAGCAAGGCUGUCUGGAGGAGGAAGAGUGUUGUAUAUAGGACUUCACAAAUUAACCUGUUUUGAUCAUAGUAACAAAUCAGACCCACCAAAAAAGAGAACAGAAGAGCCAAGCAGACUUCAAGAGAAUGCCCAUUGGCUUCUGGAUUGAAUGACAGCUGUAGUUUGAGUGGGGCCUCGGGUGCCUAUGGCUAAGGCUAUCAGUAACCAGAUCUCUACCAGAAUAUGUCUGAUGUAUGCCACAGUCAUGCACACCUAUCCUGCAGUAUGGUGCUAUAGGGAACACUGACUCCCUAAGUCUGUGUGUUGGGGCAGAGGGAAUAGUGGUCCCUUUAAUUCCAGCCCCAUAAACUAGAAAAUACUGCACUGAAACAAGUGCUGUGAGACAUUUCUCAAAUAAGCGUAUAGUCAACCUAGGAACGCAGUAGGAGGGGUGGGAUUUUUAUUUGAUCUUUUGGUAUCUGGGAGACAUUUUAUAUAUAAAGAGUACUUUUUUAUUAUUAUUCGAAUGUAUAGAUUCAGUGUUUUCAAUGGAUAGCAUGUCUAUACUGUGUUUGUACUCUUGUCUUCAGAAAUUCAGUCCUCAUCUAGGCAAAACCAGCACAAGGUUUCAAGGCUGUUCUCAGUUUUAAAUGCAUCCCAAUAUGCCGUGGGAAAUGAAGCUUCUAAAUGAGUUUUAUCUCUUCCUAGUUGAUAAUUUUUUUCCCUUUUAAAAAAAUAGUGAGGGUAAAAGAAGAAAUUCACUCCUUAAGAGCCACACCAUUCUCUUAUAAUCUGUUUCCUACUGUAACAACAAAUACACGCACACACCCACAAAUAAAUGUACAUUAAAUUUGUGAAUUGAAUGCCUUAGUAGUUUCACUUUUGUUUAAUUUAACAAACAUCAAAGUGAUUGCCUCAUGGAAUGCCAAUGAAAUCAAAGCAUUUAGAGACAAACCAACUUGGCAACAUUUUGAUCAUCCGGGCAUUUUUCAGUUCCUUCUCUUUCUUAGGCAAGCAGAAAUAACCUUGGGUUAGAAAAUUCACAAGAUCCUAGAGUAACGUCUCUGCUAGAUUGUCUCUUAGAAAUGAAAAUCAAAAAUGAGCGUAAAUGAUUGUUGUCCUUUUAGUGUAUAAUGUUCUCAAAUAUAUUUUUUAUAAAUUUAAGCAUAACUUCUCCCAGAGGUGCCUAAACAGGUGCCUUUGCUUCUGGUACCCACUAAACUCCAAUAAGGACAGAGUGUGUGUGAUGGGGGUACAGGGGACGCUGAAUGCUAAUGUUGCAUACUCCAGUGAAGAUAAUAGCAGGGGUAACCAGAUGUAAUCUUGAUAAAAUAGAGAUCAGGUUUCUAGUACUUUCAUAUUUUUUUGUCAUGAAUACCUGUAUUGAUUGCACGUGUACUGUUGACUAUGAAAGAAUUAAUUGUGUGAUAGCAAACAAUCUCUUAUUGUUGGAAAUGAAUUAGAAAAUAUUUUCCAUUGGAAGUUGUCUUUGUGAAAACUUAUACCUUAACUAUACAUAAGACUAGCUCCAUGACCUCAUCUGUCAAAUAAGGUGGAUGACCAUUUAUCUUUGCUUUCCCUUCCAAAUUGAUGCCUUUUUAUCCAGUCCCUCUAACCCAGACUUUAUCUGGUCACCUGUCAUUCUUUAACUUGAACCCAACUCUUUAAAAAACUCUGUAAGUCUAUCUCACUAAGACUCAAAAAUAGAAUCUGUAUAUCUAUCAAUAGAUGAUAUUUCCAUUUAUAAUAUCACAUUUAAUUUCCAUGGAGGAAAAAAAACAGGAUUGUUUCUGUGGUGGUUGUUAAUGUAAAUUUACCUCAGCCAGGUAAUAAAAAAAGGGAUAGACAAGGAAAUACCCAAUUCUAAAGCUUGAAAAUCAAAUGUGAAAAUUUGCCCCAGAAUUUUUUUAAGAAAUUGUGAUGAAUUAUCAAAGACAGAACAAGGGGCUCUCCAGAGAAGGCAUGAGACCUUGAAGAUGUCCGUCUCUUACAGGGCAGUGGACACACCCUCAUUUGAUAUUCAUAAAUACAAGAUAUUUAUUGAUAUUCUCAAUUAUUUGCAUAUCAAACAAUAUAAACUCUCCUACCAGUAGUGAAUAAAUUAUCUGGAAAUACUUUCACAUGAUGGUUUAAAAUAAUCUAAUCUUUGGGAGCAGGAUAGGCAAAGACAAUGCAGAGUUUACUUGCAUAUUUAAUUUUGAUUGUAAUUGCUGUUUUUGAAAAAUUAAUAUUUAUAUGCCCUAUCAAUAGCAUCCUGACUAGCACUAAUUAUUCCAUAUAUAAUUUGUCUUGGUCAAGAUUCCAAAGUCUGAAUUCUUUAGUCAUCAAUAAAACAAUAUGAAAUUUUAAAAUACUUGACUCAAAGACAGUAAAUUUAAUUUUUUUUAAGAAGUCAACAUAGUAGCUUACCAAAUUGAUUUAGAACAAAAUGCAGUUUUUACUUGUUUUUGAUGUAUUUACAGGUCUGAUGUACAACCUUGUUAGACCUUCAUACAACCUUGUUAGGCACCACACUGAUGCUUCCUUUUUGAAAUAAAUUUAAAUUUAAGGGCACUACAAAUCACACACACACAGCACAUAGCACACAUGGUGUGUUGAAACGCAAUGACAUAGAUGACCUUGGAUUCAGAUAUUUUUCAUAGAAAGUCUAUGCAUGCAACAAUAAACUAGAGUGGUUACUGUUUAAGGUUUAUUCUUCACAGCCUACUUUCGAUUCUUGUGUUUAUCAAAGGUUUGGAGAAUAGAUAGUGCAUUUAUUGAAAUUGAUACAAAUAGAACAUGACAACUUACCUUAAACAUUACUACACACUUGCCAGUAGCCACUGUGUAUAUUUUUAAAGAUAGCUAGAGAGAAAUGCUGUGGCUAUCUCUUACUUUUUUAAGCAUGCAAUUGUACACAUUAGAUCAAAAUGAGUUCCCUAGUUCUGAAUCAUUAACACACUUUAUUAAUCCAUUUGUCCAUGUUUUAAAUAAAGAAUGUAAAUCACGCACAGAAUACAUGAUAAAUGGUAACCAUAAUAUUCACAAUUGUCAUUUUAAAACAAUUUCUCAGAAACAAUAUCUCAUACAUCUGAUAACAAAUUUGUUUAAGAGUGUAUACGUAGCUCUAUUUUCUUCCGAGACCCAUUUCAAACUGGCAUCUACUGCACUGAGAGGAUAUGAAGGCUAGGGAAAAUAUACUGGACAUAUAGCCCUCAACAACGUUUGUAGAGUUUACUUCUACUAUGGCUGCAUUUUUGUUUGUGGGGAGAUAUAUCAUAUCGCUUAUUAAAAAUUAAGAUGUGAAUGUAGUCAUUGAUUUGCAUCUUGACUUUGUCAAGUAAGCUUUUAUGUGUGGAGGGAACCCUUGGCCACCAUUUCCCAAUUUUAUCUCCUCAGCAGCCUUUGCCAAAGCUGGACGCUCAGCUUAGGUUAUAUUCUUAAUGCAUUCACCUCUUAUUUCUUCUUUACUAAAUAAGGAAUUUUCAGCUCAAAUAAGAAGCUAAUGUGAUUUUGUAGAGAGAGAUAGCUUUGUUCAUUUGAGUUGUGUUAGUAGAGGGAUAAAUUAGGAACAUUUCAAAUGUAGAAGAUAAUAAGGUUCAUGACUUUAGCCACUAUCUUCUCAUAUUCAGACAUAACUGUAGGGUCCAUUAAUUUUCCUUAUAUUGUUAACAGACUAUUUAACCUUCUUAGAAUUGCUUCUUACAACAAUAUUUUCCAUUUUAUAAGAGAAAGACAAAAUCAUCCAUUUGUAUAAAAGAACAAAACAAGAAAUAAAAACACAUUAUUAUUCUUUAAACAAUGAAUAAAAAAUAAACCAAUAACAAUUGUGUGUAAGUGCUUCAAGUUAAACUUAUUAAAAAUUAAAUAUGGUCUAAGGCUAAAAACGUUGUAAGGAAAAAUGAGGCAAAGGUUUUGCACAAUAAAGCCUGUUUUUUAAAAAUAUCUUUUCUCUGUAACUACACUCUUCUUUCUAUACUGAUAUUUUAUUUUUUAAAGGAUUGUUUUCUGGGCAUUAAGUAUGCCUAUUGAGUUCUAACAUUUAAAUAUACUAAAUAUCCACUUUUUCAUUCCUUCAAGUUUGACACAAAAUUUAUGAAAAUCUGAGUUUAAGUUGGAAAAAAAAUACAUCUUUUUUAAUAUUUAUAUUUCUUUUCUGUAAAAAGAAAUCGUUAACUUUUAUUCUGUCUUUAUUUCUGACAACUUUCACUGAAGGCUCCUAUCUUUUAAGCGUUUAAUAGGAGGAGGCCCAAAUCAGAUAUAAGGGCAGAUGUAGAUACAUUUUGAAAAUUAAAAUGUGUAAUGCAGACACAAGGAGUUGCAAUUUUUCUUGGGUCCAAAUGACCUAAAUAGCUGAAAACAAUGCAACAAAGUUUGAGCAAUGGGGCACCCUUUUGGAAAAAA
This is a messenger RNA of Sapajus apella (tufted capuchin), 9817 nucleotides long. It is a transcript of the gene NRG3, whose product is annotated as neuregulin 3. NCBI's taxonomy places the organism in Eukaryota, Metazoa, Chordata, Mammalia, Primates, Cebidae. The transcript is spliced from 10 exons. Bases 158 to 2320 code for a protein of 720 amino acids. The record is from RefSeq and is a predicted model, not a curated record. Gene Ontology annotation, molecular function: chemorepellent activity. Gene Ontology annotation, biological process: animal organ development; intracellular signal transduction; nervous system development.